UAUUUUUUUUUCUUCAAAAUGUUUAAAAUAACGGCAAUAGUAUCUCUGAUGCUUAUUGCCGCAUGGUCUCAGGCCGAUUCACGGAGACACAAAAAAGAGGCUACAGCAUCCUCGGACUAUGACCAAGGCAGCACCCUGUGGGCUGCCAGUCUGUCCUGUGACUCCUGCGGGAGUGAGUGCACCUCAGCGUGCGGCACCAGGCACUUCAGGUCCUGCUGCUUCAAUUACCUCCGGAAGAAACGGGGGCCUGACACUAUGAAGUUGUGGACACCCAACAUGCCAGAAAAACCUGAUAAUUCGCAAAAGAACAAGCUGCCCUUCUAUAUCGUUGAAAAUAUUCCGGAAUCAUGGGGAGGUUUUGUAUCAAACGAAUAUAAACCUCUUUCUGACGACGACAGAGUGCAAGUUGUCUAUGAUAUUUAAUUUUUUUUUUAAUCAGAGACUUACUAA
Messenger RNA from Amyelois transitella, 450 nucleotides. RefSeq lists its product as uncharacterized. Lineage: Eukaryota; Metazoa; Arthropoda; Insecta; Lepidoptera; Pyralidae. Bases 19 to 423 code for a protein of 134 amino acids. The record is from RefSeq and is a predicted model, not a curated record. The transcript has 4 exons.